Molecule: messenger RNA, 2164 nt
Organism: Caenorhabditis briggsae
Lineage: Eukaryota; Metazoa; Nematoda; Chromadorea; Rhabditida; Rhabditidae
Exons: 9
Molecular function (GO): calcium ion binding
Source: RefSeq, a predicted model, not a curated record
AUGGCAAGUCCUGAAUUAGCUGAAAAGCUGAAGAAGCGUCUGGAACAACCAGAUGAACCGAAUUUGAAUCAAGCACCACCACCAGUGGCACCAGUGAUUCCGCAGAAAAUAGUCGAGAAUCCAUACAUUCCAGUCGCUGACACUUCAAUCGACGAUUUAAUUUUCAAAGCAUUGGAGAAAAAAGAAGAGAACAACAACAAUCAAUGCAAACCAUUAGAGAUCAAAACAGAACCAGAACAAUCGACAUCUCCUCUUCCGAUGCAUCAACAUCAGACAAUUGCCGAUCCAAGAAGUCCUCCUCCAAAGAGAUCAAUUCAAGAACUUUUGGAAAUGGAAAAACUAGUAAAUGAGCAACAACUACAAAUGGCUCCAGUACCAAAAACGCCAGUAAUGGUGAUCACAAAAGGAGCAUUUCCAAGAAGUUCCUCUCCAAGAAGACAGCAAUUUGUAAGAGAGAAUGAGGAUGGAAAUGAGUUAGAGAAGAGAUUAGCAGCACAGAGAUUGAAAAAAUAUAAUGAAGAAAUGGAUAAUCUUGUACAGAAACCUGUUGAUGUGCUCGACGAAAUUAUGAGAAGUCCUCCCCCACCGCCAACAUCUCCUCCACAAUUGCCAACAAGUCCACCACCACCAGCUCCACCUGCAAGAAUCGCCAGUGUUCGAUCUGACGAAUCGAUUGAAGAAGAAGAACGUCGACGAAAAGAAUCAGAAGAGACAGCUUCAUUCGAAGAGCUAGAAGCUGAAAUCAUGAGAAUCUCGAGAAGUCCAGUACCACCACCAGUUUUUUCCAUCCCUCCACCACCACCUCCAACUAUUCCACUUCCUCAAAUUCCUCAAAUAUCUCCAUCACCUCCAUCUCCCCGUCCCACAAGUGUUCCACCUCCAAUUCCAAGUCCUGGACCUUCUGAAGAUGUGAAUAUGGACGAACUGAUUGAAUCAUUCUCAGAUUCUGUGAUUAUUAAUCCAACUUCUCCACCUCCACCACUGCCACCUCUUCGAGAAUCCUCUUUGGAAGCUGCUGAAGUAACUCCGGAAGAUCCUGCUCCUGAGAAGAUGACUGAAGAAACUCCACAGGUUGUCGAAAAAACUUCAGAACUUCCAAUCACAAACGAACCCACAGCAGUAGCUCCCGCUGCUGCUCCACCGGCAUCAGAAGAGCACAAGGUUCCAGAAGUUUCUGCAUACGCUGUAUCAGAAAUUGUCAAAAACAUCGAUGCUGUAGAGGAUCGUCCAAAAGCACCAACUCCAAUCAGAGAUUCAUCUCUUCCACCUCCACCGCCACCGAAACCAGAGACGCCAUUAGCUAUACGAAGGGCUGGUCCAAUUCCAACUCCACAACUUAUGGAAAUGAUUCAUCAGGAAGAUUUCGCCCGUCCAGCAUCGCCGACAUCCUCGUCUAUUUCCCACAGCCGUCCACAGUCUCCAGCGGUUCCCAAGAAACCAUCAAUCGUCAGUCCAUUGGGUCUCCUGUGUGAUCCAAAUUUGUCUCACGAGAAGCCGAAAUCUGAGAAAACCGAUGAAGAGCCAGCGAAAGAAAUGGAUGCCCCAGUUCCAGUUGCACCAGUAGAUGAAACUGAACUCACAGACGCGUUGGAGAGAAGGAAUAAGAUUAAUGAAGCAGUGAUCAUGUUUGAUGAAAACUUUUCUAAAUUCGGCGAGAAUGUGCCAUUGAAGAUGAACAAGAAAAUUUCGUUGUACGCCGAGUUCAGCGAGUUCUCCCGAAAACAGAUUCAGUAUUUCGUGGACACAUUCAAAAAGUAUGACGAGGAUCAGGACAAUUUUAUUGAUUUCAACGAGCUUAAACGGAUGAUGGAGAAGUUGGGAGAGGCACAAACUCAUAUCGCAUUGAAAGAUCUUAUCAAGAAGGUCGACGAGGAUCAAGAUGGCAAAAUUUCUCAACGAGAAUUUCUUCUGAUUUUCCGAUUGGCGGCCAGCGGAGAAUUGGCGUGUUCCGAAGUGUUCAAGACGCUCGCCGAAAGUGUGGACGUCUCCAAAGAAGGCGUGCUCGGAGCAGCGAACUUCUUCCAGGCCAAGAUUGAGGAACAAACGAAACUGUCUAGAUUCGAAGAAGAAAUGAAAGAAGAAAAAGAAGAGAAGAAGCGUCUGGAAGAAGAGAAAAAGGCUCGUCGAGAGAGUUCCUGGCCAGCAAAUCAAUCUUCCAUUGAUC